AUGUUCGAGGUUAGAUCUGCUUUUGCCGAAAGGGCUGAAAAGUCCGCUUCCGUAGUAGUACGUGAAGUUGAGCUCUCAGAUGAAGAAGACAAUGCCCCCAUCGAUGCCUAUAUCACCGAACUAGCUGAUACCAUUCUGGAUGUUGUCCAGAAGUAUGGUAUGCAUACCAAGACCACGGAUGAUGGUGUCGACAGUGUCCGACAAUGGGAGGGACGCUCCAAGUUCAGAACUCACGUCGAGUAUUGGAUUCGUCGUCGUGAACCGAUCAACUUUGUCAUUCCAUCCUACCCUUUCAAGUCGGAAAACCCCGACAAAGUGACUGGCUCACUUCCUGACAUGGGAGAAUACAUCGGACUCUACAAACUCCAUUCUAUGACACUGGAUAUCGGUCAAGUAUAUCCUUUCGGAGCCCAAGUGACAGUAGCUUCCGAUGGAGCAGUAUUCAAUGACAUCUACCCUACCUCGGACGAAAAGGUCUGGGAGUAUUCCCAAGCCAUUGACCGCAUGGCCAAGAAAUACGGUCUCAACGUCAGAAUCAGUUCCCCCCACGAGUUGAUGGGUGUCCCUACAGUACCUCUCGACAAAGAAUCCUACAUUGAGGGUCUACACAAUUGCCGCGGUCAAAUCGAAAAACACACCAAUGUCGAGCUCCUAGACGAGCUCUUCGCCCGCGACCCUGACUCACUUCGUACCUACACCCAGAUGAGCCGCUUCUACGAGAUUGAUCUCAAGUACACCCCAGUCAUGCAGGGACUCAGCCGCAUGCAGGGAAAGAAGAUUACCAAGAAACUCGCCCGAGCCACCAUGGCCCGCUCUGAAGCCUUUACAGGGUUGGUUUUGAAGGCCCUCCCGCACCACGUGCGUCUGUCGGUUCACGCUUCCACUGGUGCAGUCAAGCUGUCGUUCCCUCUUGUCCCACAGGGAUUAGGCCAGGCUUCCGUGUUCCGCGUGCCAUGGAUGUCAUCCAUUUCCGUCAACGUGGCUGGCAUGUUUGAGAGUGUUUACUCGGGCGAUGUCCGUGAUACCCACGAUUUGGUGUACAAGGAUGGUCAGCCUUGGUGUUACAGGGAGCGCCAUGACUUGUUCAACUUUGUGGGCAAGGAUAUCGUGACUGAUCAUAUCUACCCCCGUGGUCUUUUGGUCACCAGUGAAAGUGGAAAUGAGUCAGUAACUAUGGCUGAUGAAGAUGUCAAGAGAGUAAAGGACCUUGCAAUGUUGCAGCCGGUACAUGUUUAUGGCUUUAGCAACGUCAAGGAGGGCCUACUUGAUCUCUAA
Messenger RNA from Fusarium sp. VM40, 1275 nucleotides. The record is from the annotation of a GenBank genome assembly. NCBI's taxonomy places the organism in Eukaryota, Fungi, Ascomycota, Sordariomycetes, Hypocreales, Nectriaceae.